Molecule: messenger RNA, 2694 nt
Organism: Lathyrus sativus (Indian pea)
Lineage: Eukaryota; Viridiplantae; Streptophyta; Magnoliopsida; Fabales; Fabaceae
Source: the annotation of a GenBank genome assembly
AUGUCUCAGACUAACUGGGAAGCUGAUAAGAUGUUAGAUGUUUACAUCCAUGAUUAUCUUGUUAAGAGGGACUUGAAGGUUUCUGCUCAGGCUUUUCAAACCGAGGGAAAAGUAUCCUCGGACCCUGUUGCUAUUGAUGCUCCUGGAGGUUUUCUGUUUGAGUGGUGGUCGGUUUUCUGGGACAUAUUUAUUGCCAGGACUAAUGAGAAGCACUCCGAGGUUGCUGCGUCGUAUAUAGAGACUCAGUUAGUUAAGGCAAGGGAGCAGCAGCAGCAGCAGCAACCUCAACCGCAGCAGUUGCAACAUCAACAUCAGCAGCAACAACACAUGCAGAUGCAACAACUUAUGUUGCAGAGACAUGCUCAACAACAGCAACAGCAGCAACAACAUCAGCAACAACAACAGCCACAAUCACAGCAGCAGCAGCAGCCGCAACCACAACAACAACAACAAAGUAGGGAUAGGGCUCAUCUCUUAAAUGGUAGUGCAAAUGGGUUAGGUGGAAACCCAGGCACUGCAAAUGCAAUAGCAACAAAAAUGUAUGAGGAAAGGUUAAAAGUACCCCUUCAGAGGGAUUCUUUGGAUGAUGCAGCGAUGAAGCAGAGAUUUGGUGAGAACAUGGGUCAACUCUUGGACCCAAGUCAUGCCUCAAUAUUGAAGUCAGCUGCAACUUCUGGUCAGCCUUCAGGGCAAGUUUUGCAUGGCGCUGCUGGUGGGAUGUCUCCACAAGUUCAAGCUCGUAGUCAGCAAUUACCAGGGUCUACAACGGAUAUGAAGAGUGAUAUAAAUUCUGUUUUAAAUCCCAGAGCUGCAGGUCCUGAAGGAUCACUUUUAGGAAUUUCUGGAUCGAAUCAAGGAAACAACAAUUUGACUUUGAAAGGGUGGCCACUCACAGGUUUGGAGCAUCUACGUUCGGGUCUACUCCAGCAACAAAAGCCUUUCAUGCAGUCUCCUCAGCCUUUUCAUCAACUACAAAUGUUGACACCACAACAUCAGCAACAACUUAUGCUUGCACAACAGAAUUUGACAUCACCAUCUGUAAGUGAAGAAAGUAGAAGGCUGAGAAUGCUACUGAAUAAUAGGAAUAUUGGCCUAAAUAAGGAUGGUCUUUCGAACCCCGGGGCUGAUGUGUUAUCAAAUGUUGGAUCACCUCUUCAUGGUGGCGGCCCUCCAUUUCCUCGUGGAGAUACAGAUAUGCUAAUGAAGUUGAAACUGGCUCAGCUACAGCAGCAACAGCAGCAGCUUCAACAACAGUCGAGCAUCAGUGCACAGCAGCAGCAACUUCAACAGCACACUCUUUCAAAUCAGCAGUCUCAGACUUCAAAUCAUAGCAUGCACCAGCAAGAUAAAGUAGGGGGAGGUGGUGGUAGUGUCACCAUGGACGGUAGCAUGUCAAACUCAUAUAGAGGAAAUGAUCAGGUUACAAAAAACCAGAUUGGAAGAAAGAGAAAGCAGACUGUAUCUUCUUCAGGUCCUGCAAAUAGUUCAGGAACAGCAAAUACAGCGGGUCCUUCACCAAGUUCAGCACCCUCAACACCCUCAACUCAUACUCCUGGAGAUGCUAUGUCAAUGCCUGCUUUGCCUCAUAAUGGCAAUUCUUCGAAGCCUCUAAUGAUGUUCGGUACUGAUGGCACCGGGACUCUUACAUCACCUUCAAACCAGUUGUGGGAUGAUAAGGAUCUUGAAUUGCAGGCUGAUGUCGAUCGCUUUGUGGAUGAUGGAUCCCUAGAUGAAAAUGUAGAGUCUUUCUUAUCGCCAGAUGAUGCAGACCCUAGAGAUCAUGUUGGCCGUUGUAUGGAUGUAAGCAAAGGCUUCACAUUUUCGGAUGUAAAUUCUGUACGUGCAAGCUCAAGCAAAGUUGCCUGUUGCCAUUUCUCAUCUGAUGGAAAAUUACUUGCAAGCGGUGGACAUGACAAAAAGGCUGUUAUAUGGUACACUGAUUCUCUAAAACAAAAAGCUACUCUUGAAGAACAUUCAUCUUUGAUAACUGACGUCCGUUUCAGUCCAACCAUGCCGCGUCUAGCAACAUCUUCCUUUGACAAAACUGUCAGGGUUUGGGACGUUGACAAUCCUGGGUAUUCACUUCGCACAUUUACGGGGCAUUCCGCAUCUGUUAUGUCACUAGAUUUUCACCCAAAUAAAGAUGAUCUUAUCUGCUCUUGUGAUGGUGAUGGUGAGAUACGAUAUUGGAGUAUAAACAACGGAAGUUGUGUUAGAGUCUCCAAGGGUGGCACUACCCAGAUGAGAUUUCAACCUCGUCUAGGGAGGUACCUUGCUGCAGCUGCCGAGAACAUUGUGUCUAUACUUGACGUGGAGACACAGGCAUGCCGGUAUUCAUUGAAGGGUCAUACAAAGACUAUAGAUUCUGUAAGUUGGGAUCCAUCCGGGGAGUUGUUGGCAUCAGUGAGUGAGGACUCGGUUAGGAUUUGGACUCUUGGAACAGGAAAUGAAGGGGAAUGCGUUCAUGAGCUUAGCUGUAAUGGAAGUAAGUUUCACUCAUGUGUUUUCCAUCCAACAUAUCCUUCACUGCUCGUCAUCGGCUGUUAUCAGUCAAUGGAGCUUUGGAACAUGGCUGAGAACAAGACAAUGACUUUGUCUGCUCAUGAUGGUUUAAUUACUGCCUUGGCGGUUUCAACUGUAAAUGGUUUGGUAGCUUCUGCCAGUCAUGACAAGUAUAUCAAGCUCUGGAAGUAA